AUGCAAGAAGGAGGGUACAACAGCGUUCACGUGGCUCCGCUGAACAUUAGGAAGAGUCAGAAGGAUCUCAGCGAGAGCAUUCAGCUCGCCGCAAAGGUGGACUCCGGACUUCACCAUGACAAGGAACUCCCGGACGCGCCAGAGGAGCCAUAUUCACCAAGACCCAAGUUCCAAAAUUUCCUUCGCGCUUCCUAUCCUUUCCAGCCGCAGGACCAGUUUUCCUCGACCUCCGUGACCAUCCCUCUGACUUCUGGCGACAUUGUGUUGGUUCAUUCUAUUCACACAAAUGGCUGGGCCGAUGGCACAUUAUUGGAGACUGGGGCGAGAGGCUGGCUGCCUACGAAUUACUGCGAGCCAUACGACUACGCAACCAUGCGACCGUUGCUCAAAGCACUGACCGAGUUCUGGGACAUUAUACGCAGCGACAACGCAGACGUUCCUGAGCUGCACCGUACCCAUGAUUACAUGCGAGGUAUGGUCGCUGGCGUUCGCUUCCUGCUAGAGAAAUCCGACUGCCUUACAAGAGAUGCUGUCUUGGUCAAAGAAUACGACAGUAUUCGAAGAACGAGGAAAGGCCUUCUGGCCGAUCUUUCCUUGCUUGUAAAGGCUUCAAAAUCUGCACAGCUGACUGGACUCAAUCCUGAAUCGCCCGAGUUCGAUGAAAAAGUUUCGGAUGACCUCCUGCUGAAGGCAUUCCAGGUCGUAACUCGCGCAGUCACCUUCUUCGACAUAUGGAGCGAAGAUGUUGCCUUCACUCGCAGUCCACGAUUCACCUCUCGCUCGCCCCAAGCACUCUCUCCAAUCAUUCCAACCACGGCGCGUGCCAGCAUCGUUCGCCCUGCCAGCAAACGCUCCAGCCUCUACGGUAGCCAAAGACCUUCGAAUUGUCCUAGCAUGAACUACUCCAGGACUCGUCCUGCUUCCAUUUCGAGGCCAUCUACAGUGACACAUCGCAUGUCCUACACCAGUAGGAACCUGCAUAUUCGUCAAGGCAACAUGGCCUCUGAACAACUCAGUGACACCUACGACGCUUUUCUCGGUGUUCUCGCUUCCUUCCUGGGUUCGCACAUGCAAUCUCGCUCAUCAUCCGAGUUACUCUUGACAACACAACAAGCUGUGAAAUCUUGCCGCAAACUUUUGGAGGUCGUUGAAAUCAUUUUGGAACACGACUCCUUGAACUCGGACGAUCUUCAACAAGCCAAAGACGUCAUGUAUGACAGAAUCACUACCUUGGUCCAUGCCGCAAGAGAGGUGUUUCGUCCUUUGCAUACCGAGGACGAUGAUAUGAUUUAUUUGCCUGGUGAAGGUGCACGCCUUGUUAAUGCAGCUACUGCUUGCGUGAGCGGCGCAGGCCGUUGUGUUGCCAAGGCUAGAGUCUUGCUUGAAGAUAUCGGAGAUUUCGAGCUCGAGUUGCGUGUCAAUACGUCAGAUGUCGCUUCCAUAUCCAACGCUGACUCACUUUCACCCACGGAGUCGCUCCUGGCACCAUGCUCGUUAGCACGAGGGACACAACUAAGCCUCGAGGGGAAUUCCUCAUCCAGACUGAGUGUUCUAAAGGAUCUCGGACCGUCUAAUGAAUGUGGCGAAAGCAGCGCGUGCACACAACUGGCCGAAAGCCCCAUUAGUCCAACAUCGGAUUCGUUUGCUCAUGUCUAUCAUGCGGAUGCAGCGCACGCUCAGCAGGAGCAAUCUCUUGCACGAACAAUGCUCCAUAAGAGCGAAAGCACUCUUGUCUCGUCUCCACGCUACUCUGGUCCCAGCUUCAUCUCGGAGACUUCGACUCGUGCAACGUCCCCUGAUGCGCAGGUGAAAAACAGUCCGAAACAGGUCGACGACGAUCAUGACGACGACGACGAUGCUUUACUGGAGCAUCAUUACGCCCACGAGCUUGUAGUCAGUUCCGAAGGCCGUCUCAUUGGUGGCAGCCUCAACGCCAUCAUAGAACGGCUGACGUCGCACGAAGCAACACCUAAUUCAGGCUUCGUCACUAUGGUAUAUCUGACCUUCAGACUAUUUGCAAACCCUCUCGAAUUUGCUCAAGCACUAGUUGCUCGUUUUGAGUAUAUCGAGGCUUGCCCAAAAAUCUCCCAUCCUGUCCGGCUCAGAGUUUCCAAUGUCUUCAAAGGCUGGCUCGAAUCGCAUUGGCGCCAUGAUUGUGACGAACCCACUAUACCAUACAUUACAAGCUUCUUCGAGGAAAAGGUUACGCAGUUGCUGCCAUCAGCAGGCUCCCGGCUGCUGGAUCUGGUUCAUGUUGUUCGCACUACUCAUGCUCCGGCUGUACCCCGAAUAUUAUCUGCCAUGGGCAAAACCAACACGGUCGGUUCAUCUAAAAUCGACCCCGAUCAGCCGGCGCCACCCUCAAUUCUGUCGAAGAGUCAGCUUAACGCUUUGAAGAUGUGGAAGAUGGGUGCCUCAACUCUGAGUAUUCUAGAAUUCGAUCCUAUGGAAUUGGCCCGUCAAAUUACCAUCAAAACAUCGGCGAUUUUCUGUUCAGUACUCCCGGAGGAGCUACUUGGUUGCGAGUUUACUAAGCCAUCUAGUUCGCUCGCUGUCAACCUUCGAGCCAUGGCUCAACUAUCCACAGACCUGAACAACCUUGUAGUUGAGUCGAUAUUGCAGCUAGAGGAUACUAAGAAGAGAGCGAUGCUACUGAAGCAAUGGAUCAAAGUAACUUCCAAAUGUCUUGAGCUACACAAUUACGAAACUUUUAUGACCAUUAAUGCAUCGCUGAACACCACAGCUAUUUUACGCCUCAAAAAGACAUGGGAACUUGUUGGACAGAAGACGAAGUCGAUGCAUGAUUAUCACACAGAAAUCUGCAGUCACGAGAAGAAUUAUGCUUGCCUUCGGAGGCGCUUCGAGAGCGCUGCUCUUCCCUGUCUGCCUUAUGUUGGCAUUUACAGGACAGAUCUUAUCUUUACUGAUCAAGGCAACCCCGCCAUGCGCGAGCUUCAGACUGGCAACGGUACCAUCUCUGUAAUCAACCUCGGUAAACAUGCAAGAACCGCAGAAAUCAUUUCGGAUCUACAACGAUUUCAGAUACCGUACAAGUUGACUUCGGUUGAUGAGCUUCAGACCUGGUUGCAGGAUGAAUGCGUUCGCGUACGAGCAGCUGGAGAUCGCAAUGUCCAUAACCAAUAUCGAAGAUCACUUAUCCUCGAGCCCAAAUUCGACUCAUACACUCAGCAACAACCUACAAAGAUCAAGGCGUUUGCCUCCAUGACCUCUCUGACAGGAAAAGACCGUUUCGACUUUCUCACCUGGACACAUAAUAACAGUAAAGAGAGGGUCAACAAUCUGGAUACGUUGUGA
This is a messenger RNA of Lithohypha guttulata, 3315 nucleotides long. It is a transcript of the gene BUD5, whose product is annotated as Ras guanine nucleotide exchange factor bud5. Lineage: Eukaryota; Fungi; Ascomycota; Eurotiomycetes; Chaetothyriales; Trichomeriaceae. The transcript has a single exon. Bases 1 to 3315 code for a protein of 1104 amino acids. The record is from RefSeq and is a predicted model, not a curated record. Gene Ontology annotation, cellular component: plasma membrane. Gene Ontology annotation, molecular function: guanyl-nucleotide exchange factor activity; protein binding. Gene Ontology annotation, biological process: positive regulation of GTPase activity; Ras protein signal transduction.